UAAAACGGAAGUGGCGGCGGGGGGCGUUUCCGGGGCAAGAUGGCGGCGGGGCCGGGCUCGGGGCGGAAGCUGGCGCAGCAGGACGAGCUGCGGCGGCUCAUGCGGGAGAAGCAGCGACAAAGCGCUGGGAAGAAGCGAAUCGAGGCGCCGUUCGCUAAAUAUAAUCGUUUGGGGCACUUAAAUUGUACGUUGUGCAACACCCAGAUUAAGGGUGAACUUUUGUGGCAAACACACAUACUAGGGAAACAACACAAAGAGAAAAUUGCAGAGUUAAAAGGUGCUAAACAGACAGUGCCUGGGCCUACAAUUAGCAUAUCAUCAUCUCAUCCUGCCAAAAGAAAAGUUUCUGACACAGAAAACCAAGAAGUAAAGAGAGCAAAAGGUUCAAAUGACCAGCCACAGACUUCUGCGUCUGGGCUACCCACAGAUUUUUUUGAUAAAGCAGAGCAUGCAGAAACAAAAACAAUGCCUUCAAAGGGUUCAGGUCCCAGUUUACUGACAGAAGAUUAUGAGGAGGAGGAGGAGGAAGAAGAAAAAGACGACAAUACUAGCAAACCAUCCAGUGUGCAAAAAAAUGAAAUUCCACCCCCAACUCAAGAAACAAUAGCUAAUGCUCUACCAGCAGAUUUCUUUGACAACAAAAUGACAGCUGCUCCCGUAGUCUCCCAUUCAGGGUCCAUUCAGAAAGCAGAAGUUCAAGAAAAGGUAGUGGAAAGGAAAGAAAACACUGCAGAAGCUUUACCAGAGGGAUUCUUUGAUGAUCCUGAGGUGGAUGCAAGGGUGCGAAAGGUUGAUGCUCCGAAGGAUCAGAUGGACAAAGAGUGGGACGAAUUUCAGAAGGCGAUGCGACAAGUCAACACAGUUUCAGAAGCAAUAGUGGCAGAAGAGGAUGAGGAGGGACGUUUGGAUCGUCAGAUUGGAGAAAUUGAUGAGCAGAUUGAAUGUUACCGCCGUGUUGAGCUGCUGCGUAACCGCCAGGAUGUUAUGAAAGAUAAAUUUAAGGAAGCCAUGAGAUUAAGAGCAACCCAGGAGAAAGAGGAUGAGGAUGUUGGUAGUGAAGAUGAAGGAGAAUUGCAGGAUUUGCUGUCUCAAGAUUGGAGAGUGAAAGGGGCUUUGUUGUAGCAUUUCAGUGGCAUGAUCAAUAUUCUGUUGAUCUGUGGUAUUACUAUUUUUUAUCAGAAGAUGUUUUUGUUAAAAUAUUUAUUUUUAAGAAGGAUCGUGCUGAUACUAAUGAGGUUAACUGUAAAAAGUGUCUAUCUCUAAGUCUAAAAUGGAGUAUUAUUUUGUGUAAAGGUUGUACAUGUUUUACAAGUUUGAAUAUAACUUUCCUAUUAAAAUUAUAAUU
Dermochelys coriacea (leatherback sea turtle) is the source of this 1345-nucleotide messenger RNA. It is a transcript of the gene ZNF830, whose product is annotated as zinc finger protein 830. Bases 40 to 1122 code for a protein of 360 amino acids. Gene Ontology annotation, biological process: mitotic DNA damage checkpoint signaling; mitotic DNA replication checkpoint signaling; nuclear DNA replication. The transcript has 10 exons. The record is from RefSeq and is a predicted model, not a curated record. Gene Ontology annotation, molecular function: zinc ion binding; nucleic acid binding. Gene Ontology annotation, cellular component: spliceosomal complex; nucleus. NCBI's taxonomy places the organism in Eukaryota, Metazoa, Chordata, Testudines, Dermochelyidae.